This is a messenger RNA of Trypanosoma brucei brucei TREU927, 3450 nucleotides long. RefSeq lists its product as hypothetical. The record is from RefSeq and is a predicted model, not a curated record. Gene Ontology annotation, cellular component: nucleus; cytoplasm. The coding region runs from base 1 to 3450 and encodes 1149 amino acids. Gene Ontology annotation, biological process: protein import into nucleus. Lineage: Eukaryota; Euglenozoa; Kinetoplastea; Trypanosomatida; Trypanosomatidae. The transcript has a single exon. Gene Ontology annotation, molecular function: nuclear import signal receptor activity; small GTPase binding.
AUGACCACCGCAGCUUCCGAAGGUAUUGUGAGCAGGGAGCAGCUGCAGAUGAUGCUUCACGUUAUCCUACACUCAACUGACAACAAUGAGCGCCGCAAUGUGGAAAAGUCUGUUGUGCAGUUGCUCACCACCCCGUCGACUCUGACAUUACUGAUGGUGAUGCUUCGAGAUGUGCAGGGAUCUUCACCGGGAGUUCGGCAACUGGCAGCAGUGCUGCUUCGAAAGAAAGUUUUGUCAUUGUGGCGUACCAUUCCUUCCGAGUCACGUGGGGAUUUUAAGGGGGCGCUUCUCGAGCAGCUCGGCUGUGAGCCGGUGAAGGCUGUUCGCCUGGCUCUUGCGCAUCUUGUCACGCGGGUGGCAAAAGCAGAUGCAAUGGACGAGGACGGUGGCUGGCCGGAGCUUAACUACGCCAUUCGUGCCGCAGUAAUCGAUCCGCGUGCGGAGAUGCGUGAGUUGGCGAUGGUUCUUGCUUAUAGUGUGGCUGAAGUGAUGAGUGAAGCUGAUACCCAUUGCUUGCCCGUCGUGGAGGCGGUGCUUCAAGGCAUGUUGGAUUCGGAAGAUGCUGUUCAGCGAUCGGCGGUGAAGGCUGUCGGUACGCUCUUUGUCUUUAUCCGGGGGCAGACAAAAGUGUGGGAACAGUUGCUGCAGCAGCUUGUGCCUCAGUGCUUGGCGCUGUUGACUAAGUGCGGGACCGAAGAAACCAAAACUAAUCUUUGCGUGGAUGUGUUGGACCUUCUUGAGCAGCUGGUGGAGGACCUCAGUGUGAAGAAACACGGGGCUCUCCUCCGCAGUGUGGCUUUGGAGGUGCUUUCUGUUAUGACCAAUGGAGCAAUUCAACCUCGUGUGCGGCAGAGCUGUGCUGAGGUGCUUGCAAGUUUGGUUAAUCAGAAGCCAAAAUUCGUCUCCACCACCGUGCUGGAGCCCCUUGUUUCCGCCUGUGUGCAAGUAAUGAGUGAGGACAACGCAAUUUCCCUGCCAGAGGUUGCGCAUACGGAGGGCAUGGAAAACUGUGAUGACUCUCAAAGCGAUGAGAAUGAUGCUGCGGAUAUGCUGCACGUGGAUCCACCUUGUUUGUUUGCUGGUCGCCUGCUUAGUACGAUAGCAACAAAAGUUGCCGCGAAGUCUUUCACAGGAGCGCUUUUACCGUUGAUUUCACCGGUUGCACAGAGCCCACAGGCGGUGGGUCCCAAGGAGCGAAAAGCUUCGAUCCUCGCUCUUGCUUGUUUGGCAGAGGGUAAUCCAGGGUAUUUGAGGCGCCGUGUACGGUACGUUUUGGAGUUUACGCAGCAACUUCUCAGCGAUAGCGAGCCUGUGCCGCGUGAAGCUGCUGCCUUUGCUCUCAUCUACUUUUGCCUACAUUUACAACCGGAGAUUUUAACUCACCAUGAGCAACUGUUCCCCAUGCUCGUGCCGUUAUUAAGGGAUGAGGUGGAUGCGGUCCGGCGCCGAGCUGCCUGUGCGCUUGACACGUUGUGCGAAAACCUGGCAGGAGAUGUAGAGCCACACGUUUCAGUUUUACUCCCCGCGGUGUUGGAGGCAAUCGGGUGCAGUUCGCUACAGACGCAAAGCGAGCUGUGCGGUGUCAUCGCGUCGUUAGCGACAACCCAGUGCGCUUCAUUUAAACAACAUGCGGGACACUGUCUCGAGUUGCUGAAGCCACCGCUAACCAUGACCUCACCGGAGACGAUCCUGUUGCGUGCGAGAGCGACGGAAACGGCUGGUGUCGUGGCAGCAGCGAUGGGAAGAGAGACGUUCAUGCCACACCUUUCAUUUUUCAUGGAGCAGGUAGCGGAAAAUUUGCGUACCCGGCAGCCUCAAUUACGCGAGGAAAGUUUUGGUUUUCUUUCCAACAUCUGUGAAUUGUUGCGGGGAGAUUUUAUCCCAUACCUCGAUGACACCAUUAACUGUGCGUUGCAGACGAUAGCAGAGGAUCGAGCGCACUACGAAAACAAACAUCUCCUCGCAGGUGGUGCCAUGCCCCAUUUUAAGAUGGACGAUGAGUGCAACACCAUGAAAGCCGUGAUUGGGGGAGAUGAGGUUGGUGACGAUGAUAAUGAUGAUGACAAGUGCUGCGGCAGCGAUGGAAGUGACGCGGAAGAGAUCCACGGGCGUGUUCGUACAGCUGACCUGGAAGAGAAGAGCAGCGCCGUUUACUUUGUUGGAGUCUGUGCGGAGGUGUUGAUGUCGAGUCUAGGCACCCAGCGUAUAGACGCCUGCUGGGCCGCACUUGCAGAUCUUGAUGUGCAUUUCCACAGCAACAUCCGCUGCAGCACCCUUCUUGCAUUAGCGAAGUUGACUCAGGCUGUUCAUGGAUCUGAGUGCGUCAUAAAGGACACCGCACUAGACACGUUGGCCCCGGCCGCGCGUGAGCGACUUAACACACUCGUUAACGAAACCCUUCUCCCCUGUAUUCGGGGGGAAGGGGAAGAGGACAAGGAGGUUGUAGCAGCAGCAUGCGACGCCUUUGAGUUACUGUUUAAGUUCUUUGGGCCACAGUUGUUCCUCGCAGACACUAGCGAGUUCCUCCAAAUUGUAACACGCCUCCUGCAACAGCGGAUGCCGUACCAGCGGGAAGAUGAAGAUGAUGAUGCUUCCGAUAGCUCUGAUGGAGAAGCCACCGGGGCUGCCGGCUCUGAUGGAGACCAGUUGCUUUUGGGAGAGGACCAUGAUGGAGUGCUGAUGGAUGCCGUAUGCGAAAUGGUUGAGGCGUUUGCGAAGGCGUAUGGUCCAGGGUUUAGAAUGUUAGCCGAGGUGAUUUUGCCGCUACUACUUCCCUACGCUUCCUUGGAUCGCCCGUCGGAGGACGUUGUGAUGGCAACGGGUUCCAUUGCAUCAAUUCUUGAGUCCCUCGGUCCGGAGGCGGCUCCAUUUGUGGACCAUGCCGUUACCCUCGCACUGGAGUUAAUAUCUUCUACAGACGAGUCGACUGCACGCGCCAACUGUGCAUACAUGAUUCGUGUGUUGGUGGAGAGCUGUUCCGGGCGCUUCAACACUGAAGCUGCAGCGACGCCGCUUCUGCAAGCGCUUUGGCUUGUCGUUGGCGGAUGUGAGGAGAUACCUGCCGCUGUUGACAAUGCCAUCUCAGCGAUUUGUUCGAUGGUGCGAUGCCUUUCACCGGGAGUUGUGCCUCUCGCGACUGUUGUGCCAUCCAUUCUUGGAGGAUUGCCAAUGCGUGUGGACCGUUCAGAGAAUGCCAAUGCCAUCCGCACGCUGGUUCACAUUUUAGACGAGCAGAGGGAAUUUGUAGUGACUCAGUGCUGGGUAGAGAUGGCACAGUGCAUCGCUAAGGUGCUGGCCUCUCCUACCGUUGAGGAGAAGCAGAAGCAUCUGUUAGUUAACGAAGGCAUAAAAAAAAUGUUGCAAAGCCACGGUCAGAAGUGGAGGGAGACGUGUCCGCAGUUUUUGUCAGCGGAGUUGCUCUCUUCCCUUGAACGAUACGGUUGCUGCUAA